Molecule: messenger RNA, 1395 nt
Organism: Penicillium maclennaniae
Lineage: Eukaryota; Fungi; Ascomycota; Eurotiomycetes; Eurotiales; Aspergillaceae
Product: aminopeptidase P family protein
Exons: 3
Coding region: 1-1395 (464 amino acids)
Molecular function (GO): metalloaminopeptidase activity; manganese ion binding
Source: RefSeq, a predicted model, not a curated record
AUGGCUUCAGUCGAUUCCAUUCUCGCUGCCAAGUAUCCGGCCAAAGCCCACGCGCGCCGUGUCGCGGAGGCCCUAAAGGCGCACGGCGAUGCUGGCGCUAUUUACCUCGAGGCACAAAAGACCCGUCUGAUCGAGGAUAACGAUGAGGCGAUGCCUUUCAGACAACGUCGUCCUUUUUUCUACCUCACUGGAUGUCUUUUGGCCGAUGCGUCGAUGGCCUAUGAUAUCAAAGCCGACCAGUUGACCUUGUUCGUUCCGCCGAUCGACCCUGAUUCCGUCAUUUGGUCCGGUCUGCCUUUGUCGGUGGAGGAAGCUGCGCAGCUGUACGACGUUGACCGUGUACUGUACACCACCGACGUCAAUGCCACUCUCGCCUCGAUUGCCUCGGCUCACGGUGGAACAACCGUGGCCUUUGCCAUCGAGGAACAAGUUUCCGAAGGCAUCGAGUUUAAGGGCUUCGCCGAGGCUAAGCUGUCCGUCUUGAAGGACGUGAUUGGGGAUGCUCGCGUGGUCAAGGAUGCCUAUGAAGUAGCACUUUUGAGAAAAGCAAAUGACAUUACUGCCAAGGCACACAUUGCCGCCAUCAGGGCUUCAAGGACGGCCACCAAUGAACGGGAGAUGGAGGCAGCUUUCCUCAGCAUCUGCGUCGCCAAUAACUGUCGUGAGCAGUCUUAUCACCCCAUUUUCGCCGGUGGUGAAAAUGGAGCUACCCUCCAUUACGUCCGGAAUGACGAGAGUCUGACGGACGCGGCAACACAGAAGCGAAAGGGUAACUUGUUGAUAGAUGCCGGAUGUGAAUACCAGACAUACUGCGCUGAUGUCACGCGUGUCAUUCCUCUUGCUGGAAAGUUCCCCACGGAGACCCGUCAGAUCUAUGAAAUUGUCUUAGAGAUGCAGAGAGAGUGCAUUGCGGUGCUGAAAGAGGGCGUCCGGUGGGACGACGUGCACGCAUUGGCGCACCGCAUUGCCAUCAAGGGCCUGCUGAAGCUCGGGAUUCUGCGUGGCUCCGAAGACGAACUCUUUGAGAAGCGCGUCAGUGUGGCCUUUUUCCCGCACGGCCUGGGCCAUUAUCUGGGCAUGGAUACCCACGAUACCGGUGGCUAUCCCAACUACGAUGACAAAGAUAAAAUGUUCCGGUAUCUGCGUGUUCGGCGCAACCUGCCUGCGGGCGCUGUGAUUACGGUCGAGCCCGGCAUUUACUUCUGCCGCUUCAUUAUCGAUCCGGUCUUGAAGUCUUCGGAGCUUGGCAAGUACAUUGAUGCCGAUGUCCUGGAGCGGUACUGGAGCGUGGGAGGCGUGCGUAUCGAGGAUAACAUUCAUAUCACUAAGGACGGUAGUGAGAACUUGACAUCGGCCCCGAAGGCCAUCGAGGAGGUGGAGAGCCUUGCUCAAUAA